Molecule: messenger RNA, 2283 nt
Organism: Aplysia californica (California sea hare)
Lineage: Eukaryota; Metazoa; Mollusca; Gastropoda; Aplysiida; Aplysiidae
Product: tetratricopeptide repeat protein 39C
Biological process (GO): cilium assembly
Molecular function (GO): protein binding
Source: RefSeq, a predicted model, not a curated record
ACCAUAGUAUCAUGGCUGCCGCUGUUUACAUUCGAUAAACUUCUCAUUUUGCCCGAUCAUUGCUGAGAUAAAAUUGUGCUCAGUGUUUUUCGUACUCUUUGGUAUGAACUAAUUAGGGUGAAGAGAAUACCACUGACUUUAUCAAAGAUACAUCUGAACAAUGGCAGCUAGUCACGCUCAAAUAGAAGAUCUGAAUGCCUCAGCUGUAGCCGGUCCUGAGGAUGUUUUUGACGAUGUUGAGAUGGCUUCAACAGGCAUUAAUAUGCUAUUGAACAACGGAUUUGAUGAGGCGUUUGCUCUUUUUGACAAAUACAAAAAUGAAAGUCCACUCAUGCACUCAGGAUACAGUUUUGUUUUCUUCAUGCAAGCCUUGAUGUCUUUUGAGGAAGACAAAUUGGCAGAGGCCCUCAAAGUGCUGCAAGAAACUGAAAAGAAAUGUUCUACCAGUGACGGUUUUGUCAAGUCUUUCCGGAAAAAGUUUUCCAAAAAGAAGAAAAGUUCGGAAGAAGCGUGGAUGACAGAAGAACGAAUCACCAACCAGGUCAUAGUUGCCGACUGUGUGCUGUACCAGGCCGUCCUCGUCUUCACCAACCAGGACAUUCCCAGCUACGUAAAAGGAGGCUGGCUGCUCCGCAAGGCCUGGAAGAUCUACGAGAAACUGCACAGAGAAGUGACGCAGCUCAUGGAUUCCAUCAGCCAGAAUAAGAUUGCCAAAAUGCGCCAGUCGUUCUCCUCCUCGGUGGACCCAGUUGGCGCGUCUUCCAACGUGUCAGUCCAGCCCAGCACAGAUGCUCUCGGUUCAAGCAAGCAGGAUCAGCACAACGGCAGCGCUGUGGACGGUGGUGGUGGCGGGGCAGGAGAUGGGGAGCUGUCGGCAGAGGUCCUGUCGAGACUUCUCGGCGCUGUCAACUUUGGCUACGGAACCUUCCAGUUGUGUAUUUCUAUGGUACCCCCGAAGAUUCUCAAGCUCAUAGAGUUUUUGGGAUUCGAAGGAGAUAGAGAGGUUGGUCUCACGUGUCUCGUGUUCACAAGUCACAGCCGGGACAUGAAGGCGCCUCUAGCCACCCUGGCCCUUCUUUGGUACCAUACAGUCCUCAGGCCUUUCUUUGCCCUGGACGGAGCCAACCACUUUCAGGCUGGAACCAAAGAGGCGGAGACCAUCAUCAAAGAGAAGGAAGGGGAAUUCCCCAACUCUUCACUCUUCUUGUUCUUUCAGGGGAGAAUACACAGAUUGGAGAAAGAGAAUGAUAUGUCCCUUACGCUGUACAACCGGGCGCUAGAGGAGGCUAAAGGACAGCGGGAGAUUGAGCUCAUGUGUCUCUAUGAGAUCAGCUGGUGUCACAUGCUCAAACUGAACUGGGACGCCAGUCAGGACGGCUUUGCCAGAUUACAGAAGGAGUCGAAAUGGUCGCAGGCUUACUACACAUACCUGGUGGGAGUGUGCCUGGGUUCCCGUGGAGAGGUGGAGGGAGCUAAUGACAUGUUCAGCAAAGUUCCUGGCCUCAUUAAACGCAAGAACAACCAAAUAGAGGCUUUUGUGCUGAAGAGGGCCGAGAAGUUCAAACGUCAGAGACCCACCCAGGAGCACUGUCGUCUUCUCACCUUGGAGAUGAUCUUUUUAUGGCACGCCCUGCCCACCUGCACCCCAGAAGAGCUCAAGCCUUUAUUGGACGUGCCUAAAGGAGGCCUUAGCCAGACACCAAGGCAAGAAGGACGACAUGUUUAUCCCAGCCUUCACCCUCUUCGAGCUGGCUUCUAUAUACAUGAAAAAUCCACAGACAGUACAAGAGGCGAGGUCUGACCUUCAGCUGAUCAAGGACACGUACAAAGACUACGACUUUGAGAACCGGCUCAGCGUGCGAGUCAGCAACGCUCUCAAACGACUCAAGACGGGGUCGGCCAACUCUGUUUCCCACAAGUAAUGCUGGGGACUCGAACUGCACACCUCUCAUGACAACGCUCAGGCCAUUGUGAAGUGGUCCGGCUGUGAUAGGGGGAUGAAUGGUGCGACAGUGGGAUGGAUGAAAGGGAGCAAACUGAGAAGUAAAUGAGGACCAUCUGUAGACUUUUGUUUUACGUUUCAGUUUUCUUAUUAUGUGUGAUUUGCCUAGCAACAAGAUAAAAUGAGUCACUUGUCACACUUUGAUGAUAUGAUGAUAAUAAUAAUAAUAAUAACAAUAGUAAAUAGCAUUUGUAAGCUCUAUGCACAGUAAGCUCUAUGCUCUUUACAUUUUAUUUUUACCCCAGCCAUCCAAAGAACACUCAGAAACAUUCUCAACUUCC